This is a messenger RNA of Talaromyces stipitatus ATCC 10500, 782 nucleotides long. Its product is annotated as ATP synthase D chain, mitochondrial, putative. The transcript has 3 exons. Bases 46 to 570 code for a protein of 174 amino acids. Gene Ontology annotation, molecular function: proton transmembrane transporter activity. NCBI's taxonomy places the organism in Eukaryota, Fungi, Ascomycota, Eurotiomycetes, Eurotiales, Trichocomaceae. Gene Ontology annotation, biological process: proton motive force-driven ATP synthesis. The record is from RefSeq and is a predicted model, not a curated record.
GCACGUUAGGCUUAUUUCUCCGCUCAUAACCACAACGAAAUCACAAUGGCUGCCCCACGUAGCGCCGCUCUCAAAAUCGACUGGACCAAAGUCACCAGUUCUCUCGGCCUUCGCGGCCAAACCGCAGCGUCCCUCCAAGCCUUCAAGAAGCGCAACGACGAUGCCCGCCGCAAAGUUACUCUUCUCUCUGAACAGCCCCAAACUGUCGAUUUCGCGUACUACCGCAAGACCCUGAAGAACCAGGCCGUCAUUGACGAAAUCGAAAACCACUUCAAGAACUUCAAGCCUGCUACUUAUGACGUUAGCCGUCAGCUCAAGGCUAUAGAUGCCUUUGAGGCUCAGGCUAUCAAGAGUGCCGAGGAGACCAAGGGUCGUGUGGAGGCGGAGUUGGUGAAUUUGCAAAAGACUUUGGAGAAUAUUGAGACUGCUAGGCCGUUUGAUGAACUCACUGUUGAUGAGGUCGCUACCGCCCAGCCCGAGAUUGACGAAAAGACUGCCUCGCUCGUGUCAAAGGGCAAGUGGAUGCCAGCUGGAUACAAGGAGAAAUUCGGAGAUCUUUCCAUCCUGUAAACAGAUAUACUGUCUGUUACCAACGACUCAAUUCGUCUCAUCUCUUUGGACACUUUCAAGUCUAUGCAAAGGGAGGGGUGGUAUAUUAGUCGUUCCUGUAUAGAAACCAACCAACUGUUCAAUUAGAUGCGUCUUCUCGAAAGGGGUUGAAAGACCCAGUUUACAAUUGUAUUUCAUUUGUCUACUAAUAUAUUCUCCAUUUAUUCCUACUG